Molecule: messenger RNA, 1667 nt
Organism: Serpula lacrymans var. lacrymans S7.9
Lineage: Eukaryota; Fungi; Basidiomycota; Agaricomycetes; Boletales; Serpulaceae
Exons: 6
Coding region: 80-1288 (402 amino acids)
Biological process (GO): transmembrane transport; basic amino acid transport
Cellular component (GO): fungal-type vacuole membrane
Molecular function (GO): basic amino acid transmembrane transporter activity
Source: RefSeq, a predicted model, not a curated record
CCCACUUCUUGGUGGCUUAUUGGUAGCUGUGUCAUUCCGUUGGGUAUUUGCCAUUAACCUACCCUGUGCCUUGGUUUCAAUGGUGCUUUGCUUUUUCUUGCUUCGUGGUAAUGUAAAAGUGGGCCAAUCCGCGCACAGGCUGCCCACUUUGUCUGUGGAGAAAGAGACGGUUUUACAGAAAAUUCUCCGCAUCGACUGGGUUGGAACACUGUUCUUUGUGGGUGGGGGAAUCCUCAUCCUCCUCGCCCUGAAUUGGGGAUCAACUAAUGAGUGGGGAUCAGCCAGAGUGAUCGUCAGCUGGAUUAUCGGUGGACUCCUCUUCGUAGCCUGUAUUCUGUGGGAGUACAUCCUUGAGCAUCAAAUGUUCAGCAUCAACCCCUCUUCUAUCAGCGUACUUCGAGCUGAUCCUAUGCUACCGCUGGAAAUUUUCCGUUCGUACGAUGUUUCCACGGUUGAAUAUGGAUCAUUCAUCUCUGGUUUGGUCAUGCUUGUGAUGUUCUACUUCGUCUCCAUCUUCAUGACUAUUGUAACGGGCCUCUCGCCUGCUAAAGCUGGCGUGCAGUUGGUUUACUUUGCACCCGGCAUGGGGGGUGGGACUCUCAUCUCGAUCUUCAUGAUCAGGCAUCUCAGACAACCCAAGUAUCCCAUCAUAUUCGGGUCUAUCGUUAUCACUGUUUCCCUCGGGUUGAUCCAGAUGGCCAUGAAUUUUAACAACCAAAAUCAAGUCAACGGCUUUAUGGUUAUGUCUGGCGUUGGUGUAGGCCUUACGGCGGGCUCACUUGCAGUCCAUGCUCGGUUCUCGCAGCCAACAAAUCGCGUAGCAAUUGUGAACGCCUUGACCCUUUUCUUCCGGUCAUUAGGAGGAACCGUCGGACUCGCUCAAUGCGCUGCUGUAAUGAAUGCUAAAGUUACUCGGUACCUCACCGCUCAAAUCCGCAGCGGUACACUUUCAGCUUCUGAUAUUAGUGCCCUAGCCGCCGCUUCUGCCAAUGGAGGAUUGGAUUCAUUGCAAAGUCUCGGAGGUCUGCCCACCAAUGUUCAAAACGUAGUACGUGACGCUUUCAGAAACGGUGUUCGUUGGAGUUUCAUCUCCUUGAUUCCUUGGUGUGGGCUCGCUGUUAUCUUUACUUUGUUCCUCUCGAAUAUUAGGGAUAGGAAAGGGGAAAAUAAACAGGCUGAAACUGGUCAGGCCAAAGAGAAGGUGUCGCAUAUCGACUCCGGCCAAAAUAUUAGCAAUCACGAACAGGUUCACGGCGAGGAGCAGGUUGCCCCGGUUACGGGCUCCUAACUACUUCUCUCUCUUGAUUCAAUAAAUGGGACUGGGACUAGUUUCAUUUAUGAUUAGUUCAUGCUAUUUAUUUAGUUAGCAGCUCAUUGAGUUAUUGUUGUUUUCAAGCAUCGUAUAUAUCCGCACCAUCGUCACAUGCCUUAUUGUAUCGUAGAUAGUGUUUAAAAAGGUUGGGCAUAGUCCACGAGCUAUACUGAGAACAGGGUCCGCAUGUCUCUGUAGUACACUUCAAGCCAUACUGUACUUCUCAUCUUGAUACAAAGGAAGAUCACCGUACUUGGCCCCUUUAUAAUCGUUAUCCAUGUAAUCCAUCUUGACCUUACCAACCUCAGGAACAUCUGUCGGAGGGUUGAUAUACUGGUAUAAAUCGUCAAUUUAG